Molecule: messenger RNA, 845 nt
Organism: Malaclemys terrapin pileata
Lineage: Eukaryota; Metazoa; Chordata; Testudines; Emydidae
Exons: 2
Coding region: 1-717 (238 amino acids)
Source: RefSeq, a predicted model, not a curated record
AUGCCAGUUGAAAGUGGACUGAGCCAGGAGGAGAAAAUCUUGUACGAGGAUGUGGAGGCAGAGGGGGACCCAGAGGCAGAGGAUGACUCGGAUGUCAGAGAUACAUGCAGCCAGGAGCACUUUUCGACCCCGGAGGAGGCUAGCCAGUCACAGCUGUCGGAUGUUGGCGAAGCGCAAACAGGAGAGGAGGUCUUGGGAGACAGGAGUCCUCACUUACAGUCAGCCCCCCAACCUGAAGCAAAUACUCACCAGCAACCGCACAACAAAAACACUAACCCAGGAACCUAUCCUUGCAACAAAACUCAUUGCCAAUUCUGUCCACAUAUCGAUUCAAGGGACACCAUCAUAGGACCUAAUCACAUCAGCCACACCAUCAGGGGCUCAUUCACCUGCAUAUCUACCAAUGUGAUAUACGCCAUCAUGUGCCAGCAAUGCCCUUCUGCCAUGUACAUUGGCCAAACCGGACAGUCUCUACGCAAAAGAAUAAAUGGACACAAAUCAGAUGUCAAGAAUUAUAACAUUCAAAAACCAGUCGGAAAACACUUCAGCCUCCCUGAUCACUCAAUUACAGACCUAAAAGUCGCAAUACUCCAACAAAAAAACUUCAAAAACAGACUCCAACGAAAAACUGCAGAAUUGGAAUUAAUUUGCAAACUGGACACCAUUAAAUUAUGCUUGAAUAAAGACUGGGAGUGGAUGGGUCAUUACACAAAGUAAAAACUGUUUCCCCAUGCUAAUUUUUCCCCUGCUGUUACUCACACCUUCUUGUCAACUGUUGGAAAUGGGCCAUCCUGAUUAUCACUACAAAAGUUUUUUUUCUCUCCUGCUGAUAAUAGCCCACCUUA